Molecule: messenger RNA, 3495 nt
Organism: Salvia splendens (bonfire salvia)
Lineage: Eukaryota; Viridiplantae; Streptophyta; Magnoliopsida; Lamiales; Lamiaceae
Exons: 3
Coding region: 1-3495 (1164 amino acids)
Molecular function (GO): RNA-DNA hybrid ribonuclease activity; nucleic acid binding
Source: RefSeq, a predicted model, not a curated record
AUGGAACCACUUGUCGACCCUAACCCGGACAAGUUUUCAAAAGUGUUGGGGCUGCAUUAUAAGGGAUCGAAUGCCAAUGGGAAGAUAUGGAUUUUUGUGGAGGAAGGGAUGGAUUUUGAGGUGGUGGAUGACUCGGAGCAGCUAUUGCAUGGGCUGUUCACUUGCCCCCGGACUCCAACACCUAUUUUAAUCUCGGCCGUGUAUGCUAAAUGUUCGAGAGGAGAGAGGCUUGCUUUGUGGGAAAAAAUGAGGGAGCUGACCCAAGUCUCGGAAGGAAUGCCGUGGUUUAUUGGAGGGGAUUUCAACACAAUCCUCUCCACGGGAGACAGAAUGGGGAGUGAUACAAACCGCCUGGCCGAAAUGGUGGACUUUGCAGAGGCUAUUGAAGACUGUGGUCUUUUGGAUCCAGGGUAUGAUGGAUCAGACUUUACUUGGGCUAAGAAUGGCCUUCUGGAAAGGCUAGACAGGGUGCUGAUUAAUGAGGUGGCGUCUCAACGGUUCGAGGCAAUACGAGUCACGAACCUCCCCCGUAUUGCAUCGGAUCAUGGCCCUCUCCUUGUCCGAUGCAAGAUGCCUAAUACCCCCGGAGGAGGUAAAGCCUUUCGGUUCCAAAACAUGUGGGUACGGCAUGAAGGAUUUAAUGAAUUGGUGAGGGAAGAUUGGGGGACCCCCACGGAGGCGGCGGGUCUCCUCAACUUGAAGCUCAAGCUAGCAAGGAUUAAGAGAACAUUAAAACGGUGGAAUAGAGAGGUAUUUGGGAACAUUCACGCCAACCUCAAGUCCUGUGAAGAAAGCAUUGCGAUAGCCCAAGCGGAGUUCGAAGAUGAUCCCUCGGCCCGGAAUAGAACGGAGAAGAGGGUUCGGCUACGGAUACACAAGAUCAACGUGAAUGGGUGUGAACUCACGGAAGACUCGGCCAUCCAAGCAUCGGCGGUUGAGUUUUAUCAAAACCUUCUUGCUCCAUGCAAUCCGGUACUCACGGAACCGGACCUAAGCCUCCUACACCGACUUCCCCCUUCGGAGUCCUUGGCGGCCCUCCCCGAACCUCCAGAUGCGGAUGAAGUGAAAAGAGCGGUCUUCGACAUCUCGGCCAAUAGUGCUCCUGGACCGGAUGGCUGUUCGGCUCUCUUUUUCCAAGCCUGCUGGAGCAUUGUGGGAUCGGAUGUGGUGGAUGCGGUUAGACAAUUUUUCGGUGGGGCCUUUCUUCCCCGAAGCUUCACGGCCACAAGCAUUGUACUCAUCCCGAAGAAGCCCAUUCCAGAGUCAUGGGGAGACUACAGGCCCAUUAGCUUGUGUAAUGUGAUCAAUAAGGUGAUUACAAAGAUACUCUCCAAGCGACUGGCCCCUUUACUCCCACGCGUGGUAGCUUCCAACCAAAGUGGUUUUGUCAAAGGGAGACUCCUCAAUGAUAACGUACUACUUGCUCAGGAGAUGUUCCAUGAGCUACAACGAAGCACACCGGCCCCUAAUGUUGCAAUCAAGAUAGACAUGGCCAAGGCCUAUGAUCGAGUUCAAUGGCCGUUUCUCCUAAAAGUCCUUAAACACAUGGGAUUCCCCGAGCCGUGGGUGGACCUCAUCAAGAGAUGCAUUGGGUCUUGUUGGUUCUCAAUCCUUGUCAAUGGGGCGCCGGCGGGUUUUUUCAAAUCUACCUGUGGCCUUAGGCAAGGGGACCCCAUCUCUCCCGCCCUAUUCGUCCUUGCCGCGGAUUACCUCUCGAGACUUCUUGAUAAACUCAUCCUCGGCAACAAAGAAAUGACAGCCUACGGGCGGUGCCCUCAAGCAAUUGGAUCAGCAAAUGCCCGUUUCUUUUGGGGGUCAACUAAUGAGAAGAAGAGGACGCACUGGAUAAGCUGGGAACAGGCUUGUCUACCAACGGCCGAGGGGGGAUUGGGCAUCCGGAAGAUCAAGGAAGUCUUAAGAGCCUUUAACAUCAAGUUAUGGUGGCGGUUUAGGGAACAAAAUUCCUUGUGGGCUACGUACUUAAUGGCUAAAUACUGUCAAAAGGUCUCCCCGCUCACAGCUAGACCAUUGGGGAGGGGAAGCCCUACGUGGAAGAGGAUUCUGAAGGCUCGGCCUCUUGCUCAACCGCACAUUCGUUGGGUGGUGGGAGAAGGGAAGAUGCUAUUUUGGGAUGACUUAUGGCUUGGAGAGACGCCUUUGAGAGAACUUAGCCUUGAUGAUAGAGGAGGGCCUCUUUCUCGGGUGGCGGACUACAUUAAGGAUGGUGCAUGGGAUGAGCCUAAAUUGCGGAAUCUCCAAGCGCAAGCUGGCCUAGCACAACUUAUCGUCCAAAAGAUCCUCGACACACCCGUCAUUUCGGAUGGGCCGGAUGUACCAAGAUGGAGAUUAUCAACCAAUGGAGAAUUCUCACUUGCUACUACAUGGGAGACUUUACGAAGUCAAAUGCCGAUUGUGCAAGGCCUCGACGACAUUUGGAGAGCGGGCCUCACGUCCUCUAUGGCCAUAUUUUUAUGGCGACUUCUCUCCAACCGCAUUCCGGUGGACACAAAGUUGCAAUGGAGACGAAUGGAAUUGGCCUCCAAAUGCCAUUGCUGCCCACAUAGACCAGGGAUUGAAUCCCUCCAACACCUCUUCAUUCAAGGGGACGGGGCUCACGGGAUAUGGAGGGAAUUUGACACAUGGUUCGAGGGUCCGUCACCACCCCUCCGGAUCAAUGACACCAUACCGGAACGACUUGUGGUCUGGACGAGAAGAGUUCGGCAACCGGGCAAAAAACACCUAAGCAGGGCCAUGCCGUAUCUCAUUUUAUGGUUCAUUUGGGCAGAACGGAAUAGGAGCCGGCACCAGUCCGUACAAUUUAGGCCUUUCAAUGUCAUUUGGCAAGUUCAAAUCUACAUCCGGAAUAGUAUGACGAACGGGAUAUACAAGAAGAAGCAUUGGAAAGGGGUACGUCUUAAAAUCAAUGUCCCGAGGCAUGAUGAAAUUCGGAGCCCUAGGCCGCUCGCAGUGGCAAUCAAGUGGCAACCGCCGGAGGACCCCUGGAUCAAGCUCAACACCGAUGGUGCAUACUUGGAAGAGUCGGAUAAUGCCGGGGGAGGUGGUAUCAUCCGAGAUCACACGGGCAAAGUGCUUUCAGCCUUUGCAUCUCCACUUGAGGCCCACUCCGCCCUUGAGGCGGAGCUCCUUGCCAUCCAACUCGGGUUAGAACUUGCCCUGGAAUUCAGCCGGCCUAUCUGGAUUGAGUCGGAUGCACAACAAGUGGUCCAGCUCCUUAAUAGCAUGCGAUGGGGGCCGGCACACACGAGCCGGGUGGUGGCGCGGAUCUCCCUCCUCAAGCGACAACGAGGUGUGCGUAUCACCUUCACCCCCCGAGAAGGGAAUAGGGCCGGAGACUUACUUGCAAAGAUGGGAAUUGACAGUCUCGACUAUUGCCGUAUGAAUGCCCACACGAUGCCGAGACACCUCGCUGCAAUUACUAGGAUGGAUGCACUAGGAGUCCCGAACAUUCGGGUCCAUCAUAAUGAUGAAGAAUAG